UCGCCAGCUGCGGUUCUCCUUUGCCAGUAUUAAAUUAAUUUUAAUACUUUCCUAUUAUAAAUGAAACUCGUUAAUCGGUUACCCUGUUAAUGUACGUACGAAGAAUAUAAAAAAAAAUCAAAAAAUCAAAAAAACAAGUUCAAAAUAUAAAUUUAAUCAACGUUAUACUUCGGGUGUUUGAAAUUGCGAGUUGGAAUUGAAUAAAAUUGUCAUCGGACAUCGUGGAGAAUCCGUGACCGUUUCAACCAAACUUUAUUCUUCAACGUCCAAGGAGAUUACCUAGAAAUGAAAAAGGUGGACGGCGUACGGAGCAUUUGCAGCGUACGGCAAAAUAAGUUCGAUUUCAAUCAAUAGACAUCAAAUUUCUGCGUGCAACCAGUGAAAGUCCUUCGCAACACAGGAAUCCCCUCCCGGCUUGGCUUCUCUACUCCUUUCAACAUUUUGUGCAAACAACUGUGGAGUUAUGAGCAAUCCGAAUGGGUUGGAAAAAAGCGGAAAUGAUGCGAAAUCUUACUAUCAGACACUCAACAGUGGCAAAGAUGACGAAAUGCGGGUGCUCGGUUUUGAGAAGAGCACAUUGGGGACUCUCCUGGCUCACGUAUCGUUCGUCUUAAGUAUCGGAAUAAUUAGAUUAUUUUUUCACUGGUACCCCAAGCUGCACUUGUACGCAACGCAUCGGGAAUGUCCUCUGGUUCAAGCUACGAGAUUGCUGAUAAUUGAUGAUUAUCAAGGAAAGUACAAAUCGUAUUUUGUAAAAGAUCUAAGGACGGUGUCGACUAAAAAUUUGAGUUCGAAAUCGCUUAGUGAAAAACUCGGACAAGUCGAUGAAGAUCUUAUAAAAAAAAUCCAGGGCAGAAAGUUAACGAUCAAAUUGGAAAAUGGCACCUUACGCGAAGUCGACGAGUACAGAGCUUUUUGGUGUAAAAAACAGUGCUACAUCUGGGACACGAAAAGGUCAGAAUUUUCCAAACUUGUCGGUUUGGACAGCCACGUUCUAUGCACCGAUCUUCAUCAGGGACAAGGAAUGUCAAAGGAGGAACAAUUGCUAAGGAGGAUCGUUUAUGGAAAUAAUGAAAUAUUAGUCCCAGUGCAGAGCAUAUUGGUCCUUCUUUUGCUGGAAUGCAUAAAUCCAUUCUAUAUUUUUCAAGUCUUUACCUUGGUGGUGUGGUUUGUCGAAGGAUACCUUUAUUACACCAUCGCCAUUAUCAGCAUGUCAGUCUUCGGAAUAACGAGCUCCAUUUUGCAGACACGCAGGAACCAGAAAAAUCUUCACGGGACUGUUGCCUCUUCGGAAACUGUACGAGUUUGCAGAGCGCCAGGAGUUUUUGAAAAUAUUUCCAGUGCGGAACUUGUACCCGGUGAUAUCAUUGAGCUGCCAAAAUAUCAAGGAACAGUAAUCUGUGACGCGGUUCUACUCACCGGUCAUUGCAUACUCAAUGAAUCGAUGCUAACAGGAGAAUCUGUGCCAGUAACAAAAACUCCCCUACCACGACGUUCAGUAUUAUACGAUGGAAAAAGCUGCUCACCGCAUACCCUAUACAGCGGCACAAUCAUAAUACAGACGAGGUAUUACGGCGAUGGACCAGUUUUGGCAAGAGUCAUUAGAACCGGCCUUCAAACCAGCAGAGGAGCCUUAGUAGCAGCGAUUCUGUACCCACCGCCGGCAGAUUUCAAAUUUGAUCAAGACUCGUACAAAUUUAUCGCAAUACUUGCUUUUAUAGCAACCUGUGGUUUUUUAUACACGGUUGUCACAAAGAUGUCUCGAGGAAUCACAGCCGGCGAUAUUGCGAUCAAAGCUUUAGACAUAAUAACCAUUGUUAUACCUCCUGCAUUGCCAGCAGCCAUGACGGUUGGGAAGUUGUAUGCUCAAGCAAGGUUGAAGCGUGCGGAAAUUUAUUGCAUAAACAGCAGAGUAAUCAAUGUUGCAGGAAGUUUGAACUGCGUAUGCUUCGACAAGACCGGUACUCUGACUGAAGAUGGGCUAGACAUGUGGGGAGUGGUACCAAAUACUAACGGAGUUCUUGAGAAUUCCGUCAAAGAUAUACCUACUCUGAAAGCUCAUCCACUGUUCGAAGGAAUGCUGGUUUGUCAUAGUCUAACGUUGAUUGGGGAAGAACUUUGCGGAGAUCCUUUAGAUGUUAAGAUGUUCGAAAGCACUGGAUGGGUUCUUGAAGAACCGGAUAUUUCGGAUACCAGCAAGUAUGAUUUGCUGAUACCAACGGUCGUCAAACCACCAAAAGAUGACAAUUUUACUGAGAAUAUGAAUCAGAUAUCGGAAAUCGGGAUCAUCCAACAGUACCACUUUUCCAGUAUGUUACAAAGGAUGUCUGUAAUCAUACGAGUGCUGGGCUCAAAGCACUAUGUAUCUUACACUAAAGGUUCUCCAGAAAUGAUCUUGAGCUUGAGUAAAAUUGAAACUAUACCCAAGGAUAUCAUGGAAUCAUUGCAACAGUACACUGAACAAGGAUAUCGAGUCAUAGCUAUGGGUCGCACGGUCGUUGAAAGUAACUAUGCAAAGAUUCAGAGGAUGCCGAGGGAACAAGUGGAGCAGAAUCUAGAAUUUUUGGGAUUAGUUAUCAUGGAGAACCGUCUCAAAGAGCCGACGAUAGAAGUCAUAAAAGAAUUGAAGGAAGCCAACCUACACGUGGUAAUGAUAACAGGAGACAAUAUUCAAACUGCUGUCAGCGUGGCGAAAGAUUGUGGUAUACUUUCGCCAUCUGAAACUGUGAUAGAUGUUACAGUUUUACCAGGCAACUUGAAAAGACCACCUGAAAUAUUUUUCAAUGCUCAAGGAUUUCCCAAUAAAAUGAAAAUUCAAGAUAAAAAACUAAUGAUACCUACGCUGGAAGCGAUAGAGAGAGCAAUAGAUAUCGACAGCUACAGAUUUGCUUUAACUGGUCAAACUUGGGCACUUCUGCGGGAGCAUUAUGCAGACAUAUUAUCUCGGAUCUGUGUGCGAGGGGCUGUAUUUGCUCGAAUGACGAGCGAUCAAAAGCAGCAACUCGUUACGGAGCUCAUGCAACUUGGAUACUAUGUUGCAAUGUGCGGAGAUGGUGCUAACGACUGCGGAGCAUUAAAAGCAGCACAUGCCGGAGUUUCCCUAUCAGAGUCUGAGUCCAGCGUCGCAAGUCCUUUUACUGCACGCACACCAGACAUUAGAUGUAUACUCCAAGUGAUAAGGCAAGGAAGAGCAGCAUUGGUGACGUCAUUUGGAAUUUUCAAAUUCAUGGUCGCGUAUUCACUCACCGAAUUUACAUCUGUAAUAAUAUUGUAUUCCAUCGACUCGAAUUUAACCGACUUACAAUUUUUAUUCAUUGAUAUAUGCUUGAUAGUCAACUUUGCGUUCUUUUUUGGUAAAACGCGAGCCUACGAAGGAAGACUUGCAAGAAGUCCGCCCAAUACAAGCUUAUUAAGUUUUACUCCCCUACUUUCGCUGACACUACUGAUGUUAGUAAUGUCCGCAUUUCAAACUAUGGCAUUCUACGUGGUCCAGCACUUCCCCGGGUUUGUCCCAUUCAAAUUCACUGCUGAAACGGGAUAUACCUGUUGGCAAAACUACUCUGUAUUUUGCGUUUCAUUGUUUCAGUAUAUCACAAUGGCUAUCGCCUUCUCCCGUGGUAAACCUUACCGGAUGCCUAUUUAUACUAACACAGCAUUUAUCAUGUCUAUAUUGCUGCUAACUGUUAUAUGCAUUUAUAUAACUGCAUAUCCAGCAAAUUGGGUGAUAAAUGCUCUACAACUUACCUUACCUCCUGGUUACGAAUGGCGAGUUUUAAUACUAACACUAGGCCUAGCCAAUUUUCUCCUCUGUUUAUUCGUCGAGUCAUUCAUCAUUGAAUUUCUGAUUGAGAAAAAACUACGCCCAAAAUUAUAUCGACCUGAGAAAUCUAAAAAAUCAUAUUUAGCGGUCGUUCACUAUCUAAAAAAUAAUUCGGGCUGGCCCCGAUUGAGCACCGCAAAACCAACUUUGCACAUUACUUCAAGCUUAGAAAAUAUGACAAAAGUCAUGAACACUACGUUUAUUGCCGACAUUGAUUCUCAUACUGAAAGUGGUGAGUCGGACGCUUUAGACAAUUUUUCUCCAAUGGAACUUGCACAAGGAAGUAAACAUGGUGUAUACAACAAUGCAUUUGUUGAUGAUGAAGAUUCCGCGAAAGUUAAUUUCCCGAGUAAUUGUUGAAGAACAAUUGUCAACUAAUAAUUUCGAUACUCGAAUAAACACUUUAUAAUGCAGUUGUACCAUUAUGUUAUAAUCGAACGUGAAGGUUCAAGCAUGCUUGCAAACGCGUAACUGCUUAUUACAGGCCACCGUAGCUUAUGUGAGUUCUACAUUCUGUGUCCCUCUCAUAAUUUGCCAUAAUUUAUUUAUCGCGAACAGAAUUAGCAGGAUAUUAAGGUGAUUACACAUUUCAAUGGCAAAGAUAUAUUUUAUAUACAACCAAGAUUUAUCUUCGUUCAAUUGAUCAUUCAUCACGAAAGUAAUCAAUUUCUUCUUUUUGGUCUAAAUUAAUGGCUGGUUGAGCUAAUAUCGUGUUACUCAAUUUACCUGUACAGUUUACAGGAAUGAAAUUAGAAAUUGGAGAAUACGUAAGUCGAGGGUACGGGCAAUAUUUUGUAUUAACAUCAUUUUAAUAAUAAAUAUAGUCGUGUAAGGCGAGAAUGAAUUACAUGUACAUGCUGGAUGGAAAUGUAAAAACUGUAGAAGUUUACUGUUAUUACAAAGUUCCAUCAAGAUACAACUUAGGUCGGCAAAUUUAGAUUGGAACAAAUGUGGUAUUAGAAACGAUAUUCGUAUAUUUUAAAAUAAUAUUAUAUACACUGUACAAUUUAGUUAUACAGAAAAGGAGACAGAUACAAAUGAUAUUUUUAAAAUAAAAAUCUAUUUAUCAAAAUGAAA
Messenger RNA from Athalia rosae (coleseed sawfly), 4897 nucleotides. Its product is annotated as polyamine-transporting ATPase 13A3-like. Gene Ontology annotation, cellular component: membrane. Gene Ontology annotation, molecular function: P-type transmembrane transporter activity; ATP hydrolysis activity; ATP binding. The record is from RefSeq and is a predicted model, not a curated record. NCBI's taxonomy places the organism in Eukaryota, Metazoa, Arthropoda, Insecta, Hymenoptera, Athaliidae. Gene Ontology annotation, biological process: polyamine transmembrane transport; intracellular calcium ion homeostasis. The transcript has 18 exons. Bases 464 to 4180 code for a protein of 1238 amino acids.